Messenger RNA from Ciona intestinalis (vase tunicate), 3597 nucleotides. The record is from RefSeq and is a predicted model, not a curated record. Lineage: Eukaryota; Metazoa; Chordata; Ascidiacea; Phlebobranchia; Cionidae.
AGGCCUUUUGCCACGCUGCUGGACAGCGGAGAACUAACUUUGUUAGGGAGACUAUUUUUAACUUAUUUGUCAGUCUUUCUGCAUUAUGAGUAGCAUGAAUCCCCCGCAUAGAGAAGCAAGCGACAUGCUGGAGGAUGCUCUUCAACAUUUUGAUACGAUAAUUGAUCGUACUAACUCAGUUAACACAAAUGGAGCAGAUGAUCCCUACAGUGAUGGAGAUUUUGAUGAUGACAAUACUGUCUUUGAUAAUGGAGUUGAAGGAGUAGCCAUGCUGAUGGAGGAUCUUCGUAAUGCAGUGGAAGCAACAUUGGAUGUUGAAGCAAUCGAGUCUGAUGUCGAUAAAAUUGGUUUUGGCGACUCUUUGCUAAAGUUUAUUUCAUUGGAUACUUUAAAGUUUUAUCGGAAAUUAUUGAGAAUUCAGAAUCAGUCCAAUGAAACAGAAUCCGAGAAAGUUUCACGUCUUAUAAGCGAAAAUGAAAGUUUGUCUCUUCAUGUGAGUGUGCUUACAGAUCAGAUAGAAGUCCAAACUGAAAAAUUGGAUGAACUUAAUUCUCAAUGUAAUGAAAUUAAACACAGACUUUCUGGUGCAGAUAACAGGCUUCAAGAGGAAUUGGCUGCAAAAACAGAUCUUGAAACAGAAAAGUUACAACUUUUAGAUGAUGUGUCGAAACUUAAACUUGCUGUUGCCCAACAUGAACUACAAAGAAAGCAAGAUGAGGCUGCUGUACAGGAAAUGGAAAGAAAGAGACUUGAUACCGAAGCAAGAAAUGACCAGUACAAGAUUUUGAUGAAAAAGUUAAGUGAGAUGAAGGGAAAAGUGAUCCAUGUACAUCAGGAGAAACUUCACGAUUCAAACAAAUUAAUUCUUUUUCAGGAACUUGUUGAAAAUUUGGAGAAAACUGUUGCCGAGAAAGAUAAGAUGGUGGAAGAAUUAUUAAUGCAAGUGGAGCGACUAAAAUCGAGUAAAACACCCACCAUACUUUCACCUGACGAAGGGAUAGUUCAGGAUCAUGAUGAGAAAAACCAGAAGUUGCUUCAGCUGCGAAUGCCCGUCCCAUUCGCAACCUCUACCCCAAUAUCAACUGAUAAGGAAAAUGAGUUGAAGCCACGAGGAGAGGUAGCUGAUAAUGUGGAUAAAGAUCCAACACCUAGCACACCCACUGGGCUACAAGUGCAGCACCCAGGAAAUUUGCACAGUCCAUCUGUAAGCACAACUCCCAGUCCAGCAAACCUGAGCGCAUCAAACAUGAGUGGUAGCAGCAAUAUUUUAUCUGAUUCAUUCACAUCACCAACUAAAUCAACCAAGUCACCCAAGAAUAAAUCCAGCAGCACUCCUAAUCUAGCAAUGACAGAAGUUAUACAACCCUUGCCACGCCCCCAACUUACCGGUGACACGCCCACCUCCAACGCCCCAACCGCCCAAUCACAGUCUCCGUUCCAUCAGCGUCGAAAACAACACGGGUUCCGAAAGUUUUUCAGCAGCUUCCGACUUCGACGAAGCCGAUCAUCGUCGUUAGAACAACACGAUACCCAGCAAAACGAUACAGUGGAAAAUUUUCAACGGGGUGGACUACGAUCUACGGCUGGUCCGAGACUAGCGUGGAACCCACGUGACGCACAGUUGUCAUCAUCGUCGGCACGUAACGACAACCUUCCUUUUGCACGUUGGGAUACUGAGCGUGUGUGUCAAUGGAUGAUAGACAUCGGUAUGCAUGGUUACGUGGAUGCAUGCAAGAAAUGGGUGAAGAACGGUGACGGUUUGCUUCGUGCGACCAACCACGAGCUAGAAAAGGAACUUGGUAUACGGCACCCGCUUCAUAAGAAGAAGCUUAUGCUCCAUCUCCAAGCAUUAGGAGGAGUGGGAGAAAGUGAGGAGGAGGAAAGAGGAGCGGCGCAGAUGAACGCUGUGUGGGUGGCAAGGUGGUUGGAUGACAUUGGACUACCACAAUAUAAAGAUUCGUUCCACGAGGCAUGUAUCGACGGUCGCACUUUGCACCACCUAACGGUUGGCGACGCGCAAAAACUUCGCGUCACAAAUCUCUUCCAUCUAUGCAGCCUUAGGAGGGCGGUAGAGAUCCUCCGUAUUUGUCAAUUUGAUCCCACGAUGUUAAAACGACGGCCCGUAGAAGAAGGGGAUACUGAAGACAUUUCCCUGUGGACGAACCAUCGUGUAAUGGAAUGGCUGCGUUGUGUUGACUUAGCUGAAUAUGCACCGAACUUACGAGGCAGCGGAGUGCAUGGUGCAGUUAUGGUUUUUGAUCCAAAUUUUACCUCGGAAACACUGUCCGCGUUGCUUCACAUCCCACACAGUAAAAGCCUUUUGCGACGCCACCUAGCGGCGAAGUUGGACGAGCUUCUUCCGGAAGAAAGCGUCAAAUCAAAGCAACUAAGAUCCCAGGAGCCAGGCUAUGCACCUAUUAACGUAGCUAUAAAAUACAAGAUCGGUCGCCGAUCGUUUGGGGGGCUUGGACGUUUAAGAGGUGCGUCCGCGGGCGCCACACCACGCGAGUUCGGCAGCGGUGAGUAUGUUUGCCCGAUCUCCAACUCGAAGUCGAAGACGAUGGCCGCACACCGAGAUAUGCUGCAGAAGAAGAUUUUACUACAAGGGGUCCGAGAUAAGAAGGUGGAUAUUGAACAGGAUGAAAUGACAAGAUCCGACUCUGGAUCAAACAUUGAAGUAGUGGAGCUGAACGAAAGCACAACAAGGGAGAUAAACGCUUUUUCCGCCCAACUAAAUACGCUGACGAACAACUGGAGUGAGAGCUGACCGUGGGAACAUAUACAGCUGUAUUUGAAGUGACGUUACAACUUUAAACCACCAGCAAUUUAGUUCUCUUUGCCAAAACCGAAUAUGUGCUGUUUUUAUCACAGCGUUUUGUUUUUCGCAAAUUUUCAAGGUCGAUAAAUAAGAUCUUGAUCCGAUUUUAAUUUCACAUGCGAAGUUAUUUAUAGUGUUUGCAUACUCUGAUGACGGCGCUUUUAUUUUCGCAACUACAAACAUUGUUACAUGGUUACGGUAUGUCGAAAUGCUUUAGUAGCCAUGUGGUUACUGUAUUCCUCGGCCUGUAUUUUGGUGCUACACAAAAAUAUGCGUUUCACAGUACAGGUCACGACCGAUUAAGCAGAAAAAAAUCCUGCAAUAAACCACAAUGCGGUUAAUUGCGUUCAUUUUCAAAAGCAUAAAGACGCCAUAAACCGUUUUAUUUGAUAAUAUUGUUUUUGAUCUGGCGGCACAAUGCUGGGCCUUUUAACGCGGAAAGCACUCGACUUGCUCGAAUUAAACAGACCGCGCUUGCGGUUGCCUUAUUUAUUUUAUUCUUUCAUCAAUAAUUGCGGUUUCUUAUUCAUUUUAAAAAUCACGAGUGUUUUUUUAAACGGUCCAUCAUCGUGCCCAGCUUUUACAUAUCAUUCGUUGCUUUCUCUUCAGCAUAUUUACUUUAACUGCCCACCAAUGUGCUUCCUAUGUUUGUAAAUAUCAAUUUGCAUACGUCACUUUAGCCGAUAUAAUACAUCCUUUAUGGUGCUUGCUAUUUUCCGUUCGCAUUUGGUGCUAACCGCAUGCUUUUACCCUUUUUCACCAGCGUUUAUUUCGUUGCA